AUGCAAAUUUUGUUAGAAAAUGUUGUUAGGGUUGCUAAUCAUGACCAUUGGAAAGUUCGAUUACAGUUCCUAGAAUUUGUUAAACUUAUACUUUUCAACUGUACAAAGCAUUUAAAUCAUUCAGUUUCAACAUUGAUGCCAUCAGUAAUGGCUUUAUAUGUUGAUGAUUGUCCUGAAAUUACUGAAAAUAUGAAAAAAUUUAUACUUGUUCUGACUACGAAAUUGCAAGAUUCUAAUUCAAUAUCAUUAAGAUCCGUUGUGGAAGAUAAUAUUUACGCAACAACCUCAAAAUUGAUAAAGUGUAAGCUUCUAGCAGAUGACAAAAUAAAAUUAUUUACUUUGCGAACUCUUCAAGGUUAUUUAUCUGUAUUAGAGUCGUCUAUAUCUUAUGUUUUAUCUUCAUUACCGCAUUUGGAAAGAAUAAUGUUGUGUUUAAUAAAUUUUAUCGAAUUUGAUACCACAGCUCUAAACAUAAUUGAAGAAAUUUCUACAUCGCAGUUUGAUGCAAAUUCUCCUAAUUUAUGGCCAAAGAAGACUUUUGUUUGUUUUCAAGAUGAUGAAAUUUUAAGAACAAUUUCAAACAUUAUUUACUUAUUGACUAAAUUUGGGCAUGCAAGGUUGCUCAUUCACUAUCUCUUAGAAAAAAUGGAAUGUAGUUCAUUGUAUAAUCUUCAAUGCGUUUAUCUCAUCGGCGAAAUUAUUAAAUCCCUUAGGCAUGAUUCAAAAUAUUCUGAACAGAAUAUUAUAUUAAUUGAUGAUGUUCUUGAUGAGUUACUUUCUCCUAAAGUUUGGGAAAUACCUUUACUUGAUGAUAAUCCUCAAAAUGCUGUGAAGAAACUUGAAUUGCCUGAAAAUUCUCUUGUAGUACCUCCGAAAUUAUAUAACAACAAUGUGUUUCAAAUUUGCUUGAUUCUUGAAGUUAUUGCUAAAUCUGCUGAAGCAUUGAAAGCUAAUUUCAAAUCCUUUUUACUUAAAUCUCUGUCAUCAGUAAUGGAAAAAGCUGGUAGCUCAAACUACAUAAUAUCACAAUCUGGCCGCCUUUGUUUAUAUAGUAUUGCACAAUUUUGUAACUAUAACUCGGUGUUUGAACUGAUAAAAGAUAAUGCUGAUUAUAUAACGAACAGUGUAACAAUUAAUUUUCAUCAUUUUCAUUAUAAACCUGAGGUAGCCCUUGUGCUUCGUGUAGCGAUGGAAGAAAGUGAUGCAGUAGGUUUGACACUUUUCAAGGAUGCAAUUUACCAAAUUUUGAAACUUGUCGACCUUAAUCAGGACAGAGCUUAUUCUUUACUCAAUAUCCUUUUUUGUACAGUAAAGUGCAUUAAGAAAUGGUUUCCUCCUAAAAAAAUGACUCAGUCUAAGAAUUCUCCUAAGAAACUUGAAGAUUUAGUUACAAUAAUGUCAGAAUAUAAAGCCCUGAAAACUGCUGAUUUUGAUUCUAUUCCAAAUGUCAAUGAAGAUUUGGAUGAUUCUUCCAAUGUUCUGUGUGAAGAAGAGGAUGAUAGCUUUCAAGCACAUAAAAAAGUUCUACCUUUGCAUAUUAACAUUGUCACUGAAAUUUUCAAACGCUGCAUUCAUUUCCAAUCUUCAAGGAAUCUGUAUCUUCGAAUGCUAGCCUUAGAAAUGGCAGAGGCUUGUGUAACUGCAUUAUCUGAUUUCGAACAUGAAUUGCACCCGUUAGUUCAUGAGUUUUGGAAUCCAUUUGUUCAAAGAUUUGCUGAAGAUACUGUUGUAGUUCUAAAAGCUUUUCAAGUGCUGUUAGUCAUUGUAGAUGAAUGUCGUGACUUUGUCCUGGUAAGAACACUUAAAGAUGUCAUGCCGAAACUCAUUAGUAUUUUGAAACAAGAGUAUAAAAAUAGCCUAAAAUCAAAUUUUAGAAACUAUCAAUGGGUAAAUGCGCACAAAUUGCAGCUUCUAGUUUUAUCAGAAAUUGGUAAUCUCUGUAGCAAGUUGAAAAUAUCAGAGAAAGAUUUAUCGUCAGUUACUGAAGUUUGUCUUCCGUAUUUAAAUAUUUCACAACCAAAAGUAUUACAAAGUGCAGCUGAAAAAACUUUAAAAUCGUUAGCAGUAAUUGAUGCUGAUGCAGUGUGGUUUUACUAUAAUGAAAUGUAUAGUGUUGAGCAAUCAGUCAAUCCUCCUCAUUCGAGCUUAAGUGUGAUAUGUUUUCCGAACAGCAGUGGUUCUGAGACUAAUAUCAGAAUGGAUUUCCCAUAACAAUUGAUGCUUGGAUUUGUUUUUGUUUUUCAUAAAUGUAUCAAAAUGCAGCUGAACUAGAAAAGAAAACAACUGGUGUUUUUUCUCUGUUAAGCUACUAUUUUGUUCAUAUAGUAUACACAGUAGACCCUCGUUUUACGCGGGGUUAAGUUCCACGGAACAUAAAUCAAAACCACGUAAAUAAAGACUUAAUAUUAGUGU
Uloborus diversus is the source of this 2412-nucleotide messenger RNA. RefSeq names its product TELO2-interacting protein 1 homolog (gene Tti1). Lineage: Eukaryota; Metazoa; Arthropoda; Arachnida; Araneae; Uloboridae. The coding region runs from base 1 to 2211 and encodes 736 amino acids. The record is from RefSeq and is a predicted model, not a curated record. Gene Ontology annotation, cellular component: cytoplasm. The transcript has a single exon. Gene Ontology annotation, biological process: chromatin remodeling.